UGUGAACAGAAGCAGGCCUUCCGAACGCUUCUAAGUCCAGUUCCUCUCAAAACUUGGCUGAAACUUCUUCAUGACCCAAGCCUGUUUCGUAUCCUUUGGACUACUGAGUUUAAAAUGGAUGGCUAACGAUCUGAAAUAAAACUACUCAGUCACAUAUUGGGAAGUGUAACGAAUUCUGAUUAUACGGGAGGAAUCGGUAUCAUCAUAGAGAUAAAACAAAAGUGGGUAUAUCGAUAUACGAUCCGAACUGACUUUUGGAGGUGUAAUAAGCACCGAAUUACACUAUAAGGCUGCAACCAUGGCUACGUCGUGGAUAAUAUUCGCUUUGGUCGUUGUCUUGACAACUUCUACUUCAUAUGGCGAAGAGAUCUGUAAUCCACCGAGCACCAUUCCUGGCGUAAUUACGUCACCGGGUUACCCCUCACCAUACGAAAAUACAACGGGAACGUGGAACUGUUCUAUAGAAUUACAAGCUCUCCAAGAUCGCUUACGAUUACAGUUCACAGACUUCGAUCUCAGGGAAGGCGACGACUACGUGAUGGUGGUCGAUGAUCACGGCACACAAACGAUGUUAACAGGGAGUUCACUACCAAAGGAUUUCAUUGGGAGUGCUUUCGAAGUUACUUUCAUUUCUGAUGGAGUGGAGAACAAUGCCACCGGAUUUAGUUUUACUUAUGAUGAGUAUACCAGAGAUCCGAUCUCCCCUAAGCAAAUUAUGGACGAUAUCGACCUAAAACCGGGAAAAGCACUUCAUCUCUACACCAAUGACUACCCAAUGCUCUACGACGAUAAUACGUAUUAUUUAUGGAAUCUUACGUCAUCAAGCACCGGUGUCAUGGUUAUGACCAUCGUUGACAUGGACACAGAGGACCAACGUGAUUGGUUGAAAGUUACUUCUUAUUCAAUGACGUCGGGCCCGGAAGUUCUGCUCUACGAGUCCGGAACGCCUACCGAUGAUGUCGGCCAAUUGACUGUGAGGGAUGCAGAUUACGUUACAGUGGAAUUUAUGACUGAUUAUUCUAGAAGUGGGCGUGGUUUCCAUUUAAUCGUUGAACCAGAUAGUGCAAUGGAUAUCAUAUCUGAUGGACCUGAUACUGGCUGUGGGGGAGACCUUAAUUUAGGAAAUGAAGAUUUAUCAGUCCAUUUGCCAGAGGAGACAUCAAACCUGCACUGUAUAUGGAGGAUCGAGAAUAGUUUUAAAGAAAGGAUCAGUGUUGAAGUCCAUGGUCUCUUUGUUGAAGAAGGCACAGAGUACCUUGAAAUCAGAAGCGGGCUCAAUCAUUCAGACUGGAGAAGUUAUCGCCGUCGCUUGACAGGGGUUGUUGCUUCUGAGACUGUCUUCAUAGAUGCUGAUGAAAGUGUUACUUUGAUCUUCUCUUCUGGCAGUGCUGACUUGAAUAGAACCUUUCAUGCCCAUAUUGGGCAAAUGCAAGACUAUGGCUGUAGUGGUGAGAUUGACCUAUCAAUUAAUGGCCGAGGUUAUCUGGACAUUGGAAAUUUCUCAGACAUGUCCCACGUAUACUGCCAGUGGCUCAUCAAAACUCCAUUGCUCACUAACAUUAAUUUCCAUGUUGAUUCUCUACAUAUUGAACACAACUAUGACGUCUUUGAAAUUGGAACCGGGAUGGAUCCUACGGAUGUUAGGUCUCGUCAGAAGCUCAUCACACGGGACGUCAUGGAUCAGACCUUCUCAACGUAUUCAGGAGAGAUGUGGGUGGUCUUCUCAGCUGAGGAUCUUAUGCCAGGAGAUGACAUCAAGAUCUCAGUAUCACUGGAUGAUAAUGCUUGUAUCCUCAAAACCAUCCUAGAGAGCAACGGGGAGAUUGAUUCUCCCCGUGGUCUGAAUGGAAUGUACCCUGAUGAUGCAGACUGCCAGUGGAUCGUUCAGGUCCGUGGGGGGUUCCAAGUACGUCUUCACUUCUUGGAAUUCAAUCUGGAGUAUGGCCACGAUCAGUUACUCAUCGGAGGAACAAACCCUGAUGAGGAUGAUGUGGAUUCAUCCUACUUGAUACUGACUGGUUCUGAAGUUCCGGAUGAUGUUGUGAGUCGCUUUAAUGGUCUUAAUCUCCGCUUCAAGACAGACAGCUCCAUGUCUAGCUCUGGAUUCAAACUCAUCUUCCAAGAAUUCUUUGACUGUCCAGAGGGGUAUGAAUAUGACCCAGCAAAUGAGACCUGUUACAAGUUCGUCAAGACCCCAGCCUCAUGGUUAGAUGCUCGCUACGACUGUAACGAUGUUGCCGACGGUGACCUGGUGGUGAUCGGCGAUAGUGAUGAGAAUGACUAUGUAUUGGAGAAGAUCAGGUCGAUGCAGGAAUCCAAUGAGACCGAGAAUUGGUGGAUAGGUUUCUAUGACCUGGCCAUCAACGGGGAAUGGGUUUGGGUGGACUGCGAACAGUCCACCUUGUAUGGUGAUAGCAACUGGCAGACUGGUGCUCCAAACAACACCGAUGAUCACCACUGUGCCUACAUCUCUACCGAAGAUGGAGAGUACAAUGACGACAUGUGUAGCAACAAUCGGAGCUAUGUCUGUGAAAUCACAAGAAAGAACUACGUGGAUUCUGAUUGCUAUCCAUCUAACUUCAGAGUCAGAGAAAUAUCAUUCACCAAAGCUGAUCUCGGGUUUACUGUCUCUGACUAUCUUUGUGAUGUGUCAGGUUACAAGAUCCGUUAUAAUACCAGCAUUCCUGGUGAAUAUAUGGAAGAAGAGCUUCUUGGGGCCAGGACCAACUCCAUUGUUAUUGAUGGACUAAAUGCUUCAACCACCUAUCACUUUGAACUGACAACAUGCACAGUCUCGUAUGGUUGUUACAGCUAUAGAACAGCAUUAUCCAUCUUGGCCUCAACUGCAGAAUGCCCAACUGGCUAUGACUAUUUCUUGGGAGAAAGCUGUUACUCUAUCAUGCCAGCCAGUUUGUCUUGGGUGGAAGCCAGAGACCAAUGUAUCAGUGGAGUAGCAGAAGAUGCAGACCUUGUGAACAUUGAGACAAUGGAGGAAAACCAGUACUUGGGAUCCAUGCUUCCUGCUUCAGGAGAUUACUGGAUAGGACUGUAUGAUGUAGUGGAAGAAGGAGAAUUCUUAUGGACGUACGAGUGUGUCCGACCCCCCUACCGUAACUGGGAUGGUGGAGAUCAUCCUAAGGAUCCCAAUGAAAAUUGUGUUACCAUGGAUACAACUGGACUUUGGAACGAUGCAAACUGCAGCAGCCCCGCAGGAUACAUUUGUGAAGCAACAGCCAGAUCGCUAGGUUCGGACCCAGAAGAUGUUAUUCCUCGCUUUUUCCGGGGAACACCCAUCAACGAGACAACAGUAGACCUGACAUGGAGCCCUCCUGCCCAAUUUUGUGACAUCACAGGAUACAAAGUUUCUGUCUUCAAGUCAGGGGAAUCUACGCCCUUGUCAGAGAUAGACGUCGAGGGUGGAGAAACAAGUGAAUUGAGGGUUGGCGGUCUAAGCAAGGGAAUGUUCUAUACAUUCCGACUGGAAACAUUGUCAUUUUCCUUCACAGAUGUUGUGCCUCUCGAAACUUCAGCUCAAACGACUGGUUGUCCUCGUCUUUAUGAGGGAUCGGAAAAUGGAUUCUGUUAUCGUUACUCUUCAGAUGAGUUGACGUGGACUGAAGCUACGUUGGAAUGUCGUCUUCAGCUGGGAGCCGACCUGGUUACCAUUGUUGAUGAGAAUGAAUUAGACUUCCUUAGAACAUUUAGUGACAAUGAUGGAUGGAUCGGAAUGUCUGACUCUGAGACUGAGGGAGACUUCACGUGGUCGACUUGCUUGGAUUGGACUAGAGAUACUUGGAACACACCAUCAGGAAACACAGAUGACAAGGACUGUGUCUACCUUGACAUUGAUACAGGAGUCCUGAUGGCUGAGAAUUGUUCGGCUCAGUAUGCAUUCUUAUGUAAAUACGAUGAAGACUUAGCAAAUGACAUCUACCCAACUGAUUUUGAGGCAGAGGUUUUGAGCUUCUCUGAGGUAUCCUUGACGUGGACCUUACCAACAAACCUCUGUUCCGUGACCGGUUACCGCAUUCAGUACUCCACAAAUAUCAUCCGUGGGGAGGUUCAGGUUGAUGGUGCUCAAAGUGAUUCCGUUGUAGUCAUGAAUCUUGAAGAAGAUACACGCUACUUCUUCACCAUCUCUCCCAUCGUCCCUGGCUCCGCCUACCCUCAAAGUAACCCAAUCAAUGCUACAACACCUCUGGCUCCACCCUGUCCUCCUGACUACGUCCUCGGCUUUGCUGGUAAUUGCUUCAAGGUUAGCAUGGAUUUUGCAUCUUGGACUGACGCAAGAGCAGACUGCCUCCAGACAGAGAAUUCAGAUCUGGUUGAAAUCACAAAUGAGACUAUGACGGCAUACCUACAGGGACAGACAGGAAAUGGACAAUACUGGAUUGGUCUUUAUGAUGCAGUGAACGAAGGUGACUGGCGAUGGGGUUCGGAAUGCACAGCGCCCUCUUACACUGAAUGGGGACCAGGUGAGCCAGGCAACAACGAAGAUGUAGAUUAUGACUGUGCUACAUUCGAUGGUGUAACAGGAACAUGGAGCGACCAGGUUUGCAGUAACACUCUCCUUUAUAUCUGUGAGAUCAAAGACCGUGAUUCGUCUCCUGAUAGUGUGUCACCCUUGCUGUUAAGAGGCAACUCCCAAACCCCGUCUUCUAUUACGGCAACAUGGUUCCCUUCUUCACAACAGUGUGACAUCCUGGCCUACAUCUUAGGCUGGCAGGGCCAAAAUGGAGAUACCGGAACGCUGACCGUCCCUGGCGGAGACACUUCAAGCGCUAUCAUCAACGAUCUGACCCCGGCCACAGACUAUGUCUUAUUUAUUGAUACUCUGACCUUCAGUUUUGGAAAUCUUGGUAAUUCAGCUGGGGUUGAGGUGUCUACUCUUGAGGAUUGUCCUGCAAAUUACGAGCUUGGUCCAACUGGAGACUGUUAUAGAUUUGUUCCUGGUGUGGUUGAAUUCCAUGAUGCUCGGGAGGUUUGCCAACAAACCAGUGGUGGAGAUCUGGUCGUCAUUGAAACCCCAUUCGAACUGGAAUAUAUCCUGAAUACAACAAGAGGGGGUGAUUGGUGGGUUGGAUUGUACGAUGUUGGAACAGAGAACAACCAUCGAUGGGUUGAUUGCACCGAGAUGAACAUCUGGCAGGUGUCCAACUGGGCUCCUGGUCAGCCAGAUGAUUCUGAUGGGACUCAAGACUGUGGUCAGAUGAUCUCUAGCGGAGAAUGGAUGGACUGGCCCUGUGACAGGCCAAACAUGUAUAUCUGUGAGCUCGAUCCUCGCAAUCUUGAACCAAGAGACCUAAGUCCCACAGAGUUCACUGCCAGUCCUCUCUCCAUCGUCAGCAUCCGCUUGUCUUGGGUACCAUCUGAUUUCAGCUGUGAUGUGACCGGCUACCGAAUCCUCAUCUCUCAGGGUCUACUUACAACCACCGUUGACAUUGAUGGUGGAGAAACAAGCAGUUAUCUUGUCAACGAUCUGCUGAUUGAUACUGAGUAUGGCUUCAGGAUUGCUGCUCUGACGCUAAACGGGCCGCUGGCAUACAGUGAACGUGUCGAUGCAAGAACCAACAAUGAAACAGUUGGUUGCCCAGCGGACUAUGAAGAAGGUUACCAGGGUGGCUGCUAUCGUUUUGUCAAGGGUUCUCUGACCUGGAGUCAAGCUCGUCUGGAAUGCAGUAAGGACUUUGGAGGUGAAUUGGUCGUCGUCGACAACCAAGAGGAAUAUGAUUAUAUUCUUGAUAAGACAGUGGAAGGAGAUUGGUGGAUUGGAUUGCAAGACCAGUGGUCGGAGGGUGACUUCCGUUGGACUGACUGCUCAUCGAUGACUGCAUGGCAGAUGACCAACUGGGCACCUGAUGAACCGGAUGAAGCUGAGGGUGAUGUCCAGGACUGUGUCCAGAUGAUCUCCAGUGGUCAGUGGAUGGAUUGGCCAUGUCAGAGGCCAAACCAAUUCAUCUGUGAGAUCUUUGCCAAGGACUAUGUCCCAAUCCAGACUGCCCCAAGUAACUUCAGUGGUGAGGCGAUCUCUGAUUCAACCAUCCUCUUGACUUGGGUUCCAUCAGAGUUUAACUGUGACGUCAUAGGGUACAUGAUUGAGUACACAGACCUCAACAAUGCUGUAGAAUUCAUUGUGGAAGGUGGUGCCUCCGACAGCAGCGUGGUGAGUGGUCUUCGUGCAAGCACAGCGUAUCGUUUCUCCAUCAAACCAAUGCUUCUUAUUGAUAGGAACUUGGAUUAUGGACUUCCGAUAGAAGCAAUCACUCUUCCUUAUGCAGGAUGCCUGGAACCUGUCAUCAUCACCGAUGCCCCUGGCAACAUCUCAUCUCCCAACUUCCCUAGCAACUACCCACCCUCUGUGGAUUGCGUAUAUACCAUCUCCUUGGAUACCCGCAUCCAGCUGAGCUUCCAGCUCCUCUUCCUCCUCCCUGAUCCCGAAGACUAUCUAACGAUCUCAGAGAUGGGAGAGAAUGGAUAUGAGGAGAGAGUGAGGCUAAGUGGAAUACGUUUGCCCAAGUCUUACAUCAGUGAGGCCACGUCUAUCCAGAUCAGGUUUGUGACAGACGAUCGAAUUGAAGGAUUUGGUUUCUUCUUCACCUACACUCGGUACAACGUUGAAUUACCUGCCGAGAAGCAGUGCACCAAUGUUUACCCUCUCAAAAUGGGACCAGUCCCAUUGUUGUUCAAUUCUCCUGGGUACCCCAAUGGUUACGAAGACAACCAGGACUGCGCCUAUGUCUUCCAACAAUCCUCAACAGCUCUUGGCGAUGUCAAGGUCGCUGCCGAUAACUUCAUUGAACUCAACUUCACCGACUUCAGCCUGGAGAACAACUAUGAUAUCCUUAUCGUAGGUUAUGGCAUGGAUCCGUCCAAUGGUACAACAGAGAUUGAUCGCUACUCCGGAACCAGCAAACCACAAUUCUUACGUUCCAGUGAGGAUGCUCUUUGGGUAAAGUUGGAGACUGAUUCUUCUAACGCUGCCGCAGCUCGGGGAUUCUCACUUACUGCUGAUGAGAAAACUCCUAGUGAAAUCCCGGGCACCAAACAGCCAGCACCGACAGAGAGCCCGGUCACAAACCUAACCUGCGGCGGCACAUUGAUCGUCCCCGUAGCUGGUUACCAGAAGGUCCAGUCUCCAAACUACCCUCAAGGUUACCCCACAAACCUGGACUGUGUCUGGUACCUACAGGCAGAUCAGGGUGGCAGGUUUAGGAUUGGUAUGGACACCAAUGCUUUCUUUACAGAAUAUGGGUAUGAUGUGGUUGAGAUUGGACGCGGUAAUGAUGCAUCCGAUCCCACUUCUCACUAUGUCUCGCUCUCUGGUACGGUGGAACCAUUCUCUAUCAUGAUUGAAGAGUCUAUCGGCUGGGUCAGGUUCACAUCUGACUACUCCACUGUAGAUAUAGGAUUCUCACUUGAUGCAGAGCAAGAUAGAGAUUGUGAGGAGACAAUCCUAAUUUCCCCUCUUACCAGGACAAUACGAUCACCUAACUAUCCUUCGCCCUAUGACAUCAACGGCUACUGCCUCUGGUCUAUCGUUUCAUCGUCUGGAGCCCCCAUCAGAGCUGUCGUCAAUGAUUUCAAAUCUGAGGGUCAGUAUGACAUCUUGGAUGUAGGAACCGGUCGAGGUGACAACGCCGUCUCCUUGGAUACCCGUGUUGCUCAGCUCUCCGGCCACGUCAACGAGUCCUUCACCACCAACUCUAAUCUUAUGUGGCUUGCGUUCACCACUGAUGGCAGCAACAACUUUGGUGGAUUUGAAAUUACAUUCUUUGAUGACAUGUGUUCCAAUGAGCUCAUCACCGAUGAUUCAGGGACUAUCCAAUCGCCUGGCUAUGGCUUCCAGUAUCCUAACUACGCCUCCUGUAACUGGGCCAUUCAGGUGGAAGAGGGUUACAACAUCCGCCUAUCCUUUGAAGGCUUUGACCUUGAGACCGGCCGUGAUACGCUCAGCAUCGUGGGAAGCCGUGCCAACCCUGUUGGAUCCCUGGUUCUAACUGGUUCUGAAGUACCUGAGGAUGUCAUUAGCUCUAUCAAUAGUCUCAUCAUCCAGUUCACUGCUGACUCCUCCGUUGUUGGACGCGGAUUCUCAUUUACCUAUGAAAAAUUCUUUGAUUGUCCUGAGGGUUAUGUUGAGGCUGAUGUCAAUGGCCCUACCUGCUACAAGUUUGUUGACAGGACAUCCACCUGGUUGCAGGCCAGAGAAGACUGCCGUUCUACCCCUGGUGCUGAUCUUAUCAUGAUCAACAAUGCGCUGGAGAACCGGUAUAUCAGGGAUGUUUCUAAUGGGGAAGAGUGGUGGAUUGGUUACUAUGAUGGAGGCCAAGAGGGUGUCUUCUCAUAUGUAGAAUGUGACACUUCAACCACGGGAUGGGCAAUCUAUAAUUGGGGUGAUGAUCAACCCAGUCGCAUACCUGGAAAUGAAGAAGACUGUGUGUAUAUCCUUGGUACCGAUGGGUAUUACUAUGAUGAUGAGUGUGAUUUCGCCAAGAGGUACAUCUGUGAAACAAUUCCAGUUCCUGAUGUAAUUCCGGAUGCAUUCAAUCCCAGUGACUUGAAGACGGAAGCACUAUCCCCUGACACUAUUCGUGUCAGUUGGACACCAAGCUCAUAUCGUUGUGAUGUCACAGGAUACACUAUCACAUACUCGCCAGUAGGCAUUGGUGGAAAUGAACUGACCGCGGUUGUCGAGGGGUCAACCACUAGUUUCUACGAUCUGAGUUCACUCAGUCCAAACAGGGAGUAUAUCAUCACCUUAAGAACAACAACGUUUAGUUUUGAAGAUCUCCCAGCCUUGCCACCUAUGAUGCAAACAACACUACCAGAAGGCACAACCAAUUGUCCAACUGGCUAUCAGCAGGGACCGGACUAUACUUGCUGGAGAUUUGCAGUGAACCCAUCCACCUGGUUUGAUGCUCGACUCAGUUGUCAAUCAGAUGAUCCAGAGGCAGAUCUAGCCGUCAUUGACACUCUUGAAGAACUUGAUUUCGUCAACAACACCCGUCUUUCAUUAUCAUACUGGAUUGGUUUCAAUGACCUUGGAACCGAGCGGUUGUUCCGUUGGAUGGACUGCCAGGCCCCGGACACCUGGCAGACACUCAACUGGGCUCCCGGUGCGCCCUCUGAUCUUCUUGGUAACAAUGAUUGUGUUGAGCUCAAUGAAGCAGGCCUAUGGGAUGAUAUCACCUGUGAUACCACCAGACCUUUCAUCUGUAAGGUCCAGGCUAAGGGUUUCACCGAGGAAGACAUGUACCCAUCCCAGUUCACCGUUCAACCAACCUCUGCCCUGACCGCAUCGGCAAUGUGGUUACCAUCCCUCUCCAGCUGUAACCUCCUCGGGUACUACCUCAUUGCUUCCGAUGGUGGUCUCAAUGAUGACAUCAUCACUGAUGUUGUUGGUGCCCUGUCUGUACAGGGGGAGAUCACAGGUCUCUUACCAGGCACUUUCUACGUCAUUUCCAUCGUUCCAUACUCUGCUCAGCGUACUUUGGAGAACAGAUACGAGACCCUGAUCGAGACAUUUGAUGAAUCCACGAUCUGUCCCGACGGUUUCGAGCUCGGUUACAACUUUGGAUGUUACCGCUUCGCUACUGAACCCAAGGAUUGGGACGCUGCUCGCAUGGACUGCAUGAAUACUACAAAUGCAGAUCUUGCUGUUGUCGACACGCAGGAUGAGAUGGAUUUCUUCAUCGAGAAAGGAUUCGGUGGCUACGACUGGUGGGUCGGUCUGUAUGACAGGGCGGACGAGGGAUCCUAUCGUUGGGUGGACUGUUCUGAUCUCUCAAAUUGGGGUCAAUCCCAGUGGGACGUAGGUCAACCAUCGGACAUUGAUGGCAGCGAAAACUGUGGUCAGCUUCAAGACAACGCCAAGUUCAAUGAUAGGGCCUGUGAAAGGGCCCUGCCUUACGUAUGUGAGAUCAUCGUCAAAGAUUUUGAUGAUGAAGAUGUAGACCCCAUUCUGUUCACAAGCACGGCCGUCACAGAGAAUUCACUUCUGCUUCGAUGGUUACCAUCAGAUUACAACUGUGACAUUGUUGGAUAUACAAUUACCUACACCAACGAUGGUCCCCAGAUUGUUGAUGUGCCAGGAGGUGACUCUAAUAGCCAGCUGAUCACGGAUCUCAUGCCAGAGACUACUUACACAUUUACCCUACGUGCAAACACAUACAUGGGACCAAGGGAUACAAGUCGAACAACAACGGUGACCACAUUACCACCAGCAAAUCCGUGUCCUGAGGGCUGGUUUGUCGGUUACGAAGAUCAUUGCUACAAGGUCGCCAAGUCCCUUGUCACCUGGGAUGAAGCCCGUCAGGACUGCAUGUCUGUCGAAGAUGGUGAUCUAGUUGUCAUAGAAACAGAAAUGGAGAAUCAAUACCUGUGGAAUGAGACUCUUGGAAAUGACUAUUGGAUUGGUUACUAUGAUCGAGCAAGGGAAGGCCAGUGGAGCUGGGUUGACUGUGGAGCAGAUACCGAGUUUGCCUUUUCCAACUGGGCACCCGGACAGCCUAAUGACCUCAAUGGCGUCCAGGAUUGUGGGCAAGUUACCAACUUUGGGGAGUAUAAUGACUGGGAGUGUGAUCGCACUAUGAUGUACAUCUGUGAGAUUUGGGCAAAGAGUUACCUCCCAUCACAAGCCAAUCCAAGUUUGUUCCGUGGAGAAGCAAUCAACCCCAACACAGUCACCCUUUCCUGGACUCCGUCUGUCCGCUACAGCUGUGACGUCGUCGCCUACCGCAUCACCUACGAGGACCCAAGAGACACCAUUCCUACAAGUGUAGAUGUUCCAGGAGCAGAUGCAUCCUCGGUAACACUUGGAGACCUUCAAGAUGGAGUGAUGUACAAUUUCUCCAUCUCGUCGGUGCUUGCUUCUGGACCGGUGCUCGCUGCUCAGGAAACCAUGGUCAUGACUCCAUCGAUGGAUGAUCUUUGUGAACCAGGCUGGUUUCCAGGCUACAACUAUGUUUGCUACAAGGUAGUCCUGGACCUGGUUACCUGGGACGAAGCUCGUGCUGAUUGCCAGUCUAUCCAAGAUGGUGAUCUGGUCAUCAUAGAAACUGAAGAGGAACUCAACUAUAUCCGUGAAAAUGUGAAUGAAGGCGAUUAUUGGAUAGGCUUCUAUGAGGGUAGCGAGGGAGACUGGAAAUGGGUAGACUGUGCCGUUCCAUCCGUCUGGGCCAGGACCAACUGGGCUGUGGGUCAACCCAACGACCUCUCUGGAACCCAGGACUGUGGUCAGAUGACAAAUGCUGGAACGUGGAAUGAUUGGGAGUGUGAACGCACUGGCCAGUACAUCUGUGAGGUCACCCCUAAAGAUUGGGGCAUUUUAGAUCAAAAUCCAUCUCGUCUGCGCGGAGAAGCCAUCGAUCCCCACACCAUUCAGCUGGAGUGGCGAACCUCUAGUACCAACUGCGAGGUCACGGGCUACCGCAUCUACGUUGUCGUAGAACCUGACGAAGAGGCGUACAGUGUGGAUGUGGUCGGCGGAGAGACGGACUCAUUCCUCAUGAAGAAUCUGAUGGCCAAUACUGUCUAUACCUUUGAUAUUGCUGCUAUCACAACAAUCAGGAUCCUCCCACCGGUUGGAACUUUGGCUCGUGUCAGUACUCCUGCAAGCGGAGAAUGUGGCAUCACUGAAUUCCUUGAGGAGUCUGGUUUUGUCAUCUCACCCAACUACCCCAAUGCUUAUCCAAACAACCAAGACUGCGUAUACACCAUCAUGCUUCCAGAUCCAACUAAGGUGGUGGAGAUAAAGGUUGAGACCCUGGAACUUGAGCAAGGGCAAGAUUUCUUGCUCAUUGGAUCAGGUGCUACAGUUGAUGAGGGCACUCUUGCCACCCUAAGCGGUGAUACCAUUCCAGAGCAAACCCUCAUCACCGACUCUAACUAUGCCUGGAUGAGAUUCAUGAGUGAUGAAUCGAUUUCCUCUUCAGGGUUCUCAAUCUCUUAUGAGUCCAAGACAGUUGAGAAGGACGGAGAGAUGAUCGGUAGUGUAACCAUCUUACUAGUAGACGAAACUGCAGAAACACUGACUCCCGAGGACCAAGACAUGUUUACUUCAAGUGUAGCUGAGCAACUAAACGUCUAUUGCAUGGCUUCACAAGAAAAUUGUCUGGCUGACAUGAACGGAAACGAAUUCACCGCUGACAACGUCAUCAUCACAAGCGUGGUUGAGGUCAGUGAGGGUGUCGAAGUAACUUUCUGGGUCAGUGAUCCCAAUGACCCCACAGGCAAUGCCGCUGCAUUGAACAGCGAACAGCUUGAGAACUUCCUAAUUGAAAAUGAGGCUCCAAUCGAGGAAGGUGGACCUAACUUUGAUUACAUCAUGCGACCUAAGGUUACCAACGCCAUUGAAGAGCCUUGGGUUAUUGCCGUCAUUUGUCUCCUCUGCUUCUGCUUCUUUAUCCUGUGCGUUGUGCUCGUCAGAGACUGUUUCAAAAAGAUAGAUGAGAAGACACCCUCGGUUGAUUCAUUGCAAAUGAUGCCAAACGUCACUGCAACCGUUGACUCAGAAAAUAAUGAGAAGAGAGACAGCACCUACAACGAAAAUGUCUAUUUCCAAUCCGGAGAACGCAUUGUAGAGGACGAGAAGGACAUCAAGAAAUCAGCCCCGCCCUCCACCACUCCCCAGACCAAUGGUCAAGCCUAUGAGGUAGCUACCACCAGCUUCUCCACCACGCCCACAUCUGCAGACCCCACCUAUGCUGCCCCGCAGAAGAAGGCGAGUACCAAGUCGGUGAGGGCCGACGUGGAGGCCGGCGUCGAGGCUUCGGAGGACGAGGAGUGAUGGAGGAGCCAAGCUGCAUCUGGCUUUAAGUAUUCUAUGUUUUAAAAGUUGAUGUUUUAUUCCCCAUCCCUUGAUUUAUUAUGAUUUGUUCAGUUGUGCAACUGUACCUUGCUUGAGUUUAUACAAUGAUAAGAUUACUUGUGUAAAACUGUUCAUGAGUAUUUUAUCCCUUUGUGCACAAAUUCUGUAAAUUUUCACAUUUUCUCAACUAAUAACAAUGAUAGUAAUGAAUAGAAAAAAAAGUUUCUCCUUCGUCUCUGGACAAGAGAAACUUAAAGUUGCUAUGGUAACUACGUAGACCUAUAUAUAUGUAGUCUAUUUAAAUUGAUUACCCAUUAUCACUGGUGCAUUUAGAAUAGAUGGUUUCAACGAAAAUAUUAAAUUUAUCACCUUAUGUAAGUGCGCAAAGGGUUGAAAAUUCAGGAUAUAUGUUUGCUUACAAUGUCAGAUGUUUACUUUGAAAUGAAAAUAUGCUAUGAAUUGCAUUCCUAUACAAUAAUAUACAUACAUAUACAUUCCAACUGAAGUGCAGAAGUAUGAAACUAUUAUAUGCUGAAUAUUUUCAACAAUUUUUAAGGUACAUGUAGUACUUCAAUAACUUUCUUAUUUCUCAUUUUUUUUGCAUUGAUAAUUCAGCUGAUUUCACAUUGUAACUCAAUUUGACUUGGUUUUCACUGCAUAGACAUCCCAGUAUUACUGACUACCGCAUCAUAUUCAGGUAUUAGCUUUCUGUACCUGUCAAUAGCUACCUGUUUUCUAUGAAAGUAGAAUAAAUAUUUUAUACAUGUAAUAUCGGGGAAACUUGAACAGCGUGAUAUAUUUCAUAUAUUGUAUGAUUGGUUGUAUCCAUUUUUGCAUUGUUAUCUGAAAUUUUUAUAUGGUAAGGAGCCUUGUUUAUUAUUGCAGAAUUAUUUGGUGAAUGAUGAAAUCCGCAUUAAAUAAAUUUAAUUAAUUCUAAUUUUCAUAAGAUUUUUGAAAUUUUAUUAGCAUCUGUGAAGAAUUAUUGAUCACGUUGAGAAAAGUAAACAAGAAAACAUUUGAAGAACAAUCAAAGAGGUGAGCUUUGAAUAUUGCAUAUAAAUGUUUCUUCAUUCAAUAGCCAAAGUUCGAGGAAUCAAGCAAUUACAUCAGCCCCAAGUAUCCCGAAUAUCACUUUUUAGUAUCAAAAUACUGUCUUAAAAUCACUCUAAAGAGAGAGUUGUAUUUCAGCCCUGUUGGGUGUACUAAUGGCAGUAUGAAACCCAAAUGAAGAUGAAAAGCACCAACAAUUCGAAAAUGUUUAUUGGUUUACAGACUUUAGAUAGUGCAUUGAUAUUAGGAAUUUUAAUAAUUUGAAAUAUUUUUUAAAACAUUUAUAGCAGAAAAUUCAAAUCUUCAUAGAUUCAGGCAAGGAGGUUUUCAUAUAACACUACCUUUUGGCAUGGAAGAGAAAUUGCAAUUUCAAUUCAUCUGUGAAGAAUGAUUUCAUUUUUUUUUCCAGAUAGCACCCACAUAUCAUAUAACUCUAUUUCCCUUACCUUUUUUUCUCAGAAAUUGUACGUUAAUUUUUGCACAUUGUUGUCUGAAAAUGAGAAAACUUCAAGUCUUACUUGAUUGCUCUCAAUGAUUCAUUAUUGCUGCAUAGAUUAUAUCAAAUAAAUUCAA
This is a messenger RNA of Lytechinus variegatus (green sea urchin), 14428 nucleotides long. RefSeq lists its product as uncharacterized. Lineage: Eukaryota; Metazoa; Echinodermata; Echinoidea; Temnopleuroida; Toxopneustidae. The record is from RefSeq and is a predicted model, not a curated record. The transcript is spliced from 65 exons. Bases 299 to 12784 code for a protein of 4161 amino acids. Gene Ontology annotation, molecular function: signaling receptor activity; protein binding.